Gongylonema pulchrum is the source of this 417-nucleotide messenger RNA. Lineage: Eukaryota; Metazoa; Nematoda; Chromadorea; Rhabditida; Gongylonematidae. The record is from the annotation of a GenBank genome assembly.
AUGGCACUAAGUGCUGCUCAUCAGUCGUCGUCCAAUCUAAUGCAGUUCAGCGAGGAUGUCAUCAAGCAAUUGACGCCUGAGGAAAUUGAUGAAUUUCGAGAAGCUUUCAUGAUGUUCGACAAGGAUGGUAAUGGGACAAUUUCCACAAAAGAACUGGGUAUCGCGAUGCGGUCACUUGGCCAAAACCCUACCGAACAAGAAAUUUUGGAAAUGAUCAACGAAGUGGACAUCGAUGGAAACGGGCAAAUCGAAUUCCCCGAAUUCUGUGUAAUGAUGAAACGAAUGAUGAAGGAAACAGAUUCAGAAAUGAUCCGUGAAGCGUUUCGGGUGUUCGAUAAGGAUGGAAACGGUGUGAUAACUGCUCAGGAAUUUCGAUAUUUCAUGGUGAUGGUGAAAUUGACUACGAAGAGUUUGUGA